Molecule: messenger RNA, 3114 nt
Organism: Zophobas morio
Lineage: Eukaryota; Metazoa; Arthropoda; Insecta; Coleoptera; Tenebrionidae
Exons: 8
Coding region: 1-3114 (1037 amino acids)
Source: RefSeq, a predicted model, not a curated record
AUGCCCAAUGCGUACGAAUUUUUAUGGAAACAGGAAUUUAAAAAUAAGAGUAAUUAUCACAUAAAAGAAGUUGAUCCUUUACGUCCGAAAAUUAGAAUUGUAGGUUUUUUCAAAGAUAUUUCUCAGGACUUAUUACCAUCUUAUUUAAAAAAGCAAAAUCCAGAUUUGAUUCAGCAGUCAUCCUUCUGGAAAUUAAUUCGAUAUUGGCCAAUACGUUCAAAUAAUAAUCUCUUUCAAGCUGAUGUUGAAGUAGAUGUAGUGACAUAUAAUUUAUUGUUAAAAUCUAGUCAUAUUCUCAUUGGUCUCAAUCCUUGUUCAGUCUAUGAUUCUCGACACAGCGCGCGGUCGUGCUGGGGUGCGAAGGAGAUAGAUGCUGGCGUCGCCCCUACCACUCUUACGGUCGUUGUUCGAACCCUGGCGGUGCUGCGGACCCCGAACACAGCGGGCACAGGGCGGUGGCAGAAGGAUGUUGCGUGCGCGUUGCCUGUCGGAGGUCACCAAUAUAGGUUGUUCUUGGAUUCAGAGUCCUCUGACACCUCUUUAGGCAGUCAUAACUACUCUCAACAUAGUGCGUCUGAUACUUUGCGACUUUAUUAUCAAAAUAUUCGAAGUGUGAAUAAUAAAUUUGCUGAUAUACAUUUGAACUCUAUGACCAUGACGCAGUAUGACAUCUUGAUCCUCACGGAGACCUGGCUAAAAAAUGAUGUGUCUAAUAAUGAAUUAUUUGAACCGAAUAUUUUUAAUGUCUAUCGUAAGGAUCGUGAUCUUGCGGCAACUGACACUAGUCGAGGUGGUGGACUUAAUUCUGGCUUUGAUGAGAUCAGGCAUAUUGGCAUUUUAAUUGCUAGGAUUAGACUAGUGUAUAAAUCGGUAUUUGUAAUUGUCUUGUAUAUACCUCCUUCUGCCGUAGUUGAUGAUUAUGCUCGCGAUAUAAAUAUCUUCCAGUUCUAUAGUUUCUCCAAGAUGGGAGGUCCAUCAAAUAACGCUAUCAAUGCCUGCAUUAACUUUGCGGAAUUUUUUAAUCUUACGCAAUGGAAUGGCGAUAUAAAUAUCUUCCAGUUCUAUAGUUUCUCCAAGAUGGGAGGUCCAUCAAAUAACGCUAUCAAUGCCUGCAUUAACUUUGCGGAAUUUUUUAAUCUUACGCAAUGGAAUGGUAUCCUAAAUCGUGAUAAUCGUCUCCUUGACCUUGUGUUUUCUAAUUUUCAUUGUUUUGUUUCUAAGCCUGUUGAACUUUUAAGCACUGAGGAUUCAUAUCAGCCAGCGUUGUGUGUCGAUUUGUCCUCCUUAAAAACUAGUAAAAGUGGCAACCCUUGUGGGAUUUGUGGUGGAUCCCGUAAUUUCAGGAAAGCUAAUCUUUCCUCAUUGUAUGAAUCUAUGUUGAAUACUGACUUCUCUUUCCUUGACGCGUGUGUUGACGUAAACAAGGUUGUUCAUAACUUGUAUAAAAAAUUAGAACCCUUAUUUUCUUCAUUUGUACCUAUUAAGAGAAAACCUUCAAGAGCUUAUCCUCCUUGGUAUAAUGGACAAAUUAUUUCUAACUUAAAAAUGAAGGAGAAAGCGUGGCAAAAAUAUAAACGAAAUAAAACAACGGAAUCCUAUAAUGCCUUAAAAAGCAUACGCGCUACUGUAAAACUCUUGAUUCGGACUUCCUACAAAGAAUAUUUGCAAAAUAUCACUUCUGAUAUUAAGAGAGAUCCAAAAAAGUUUUGGACGUUUAUUAAAAAUAAAUCGAAUCAUGCAUGUAUUCCAGCUAAUAUGUUUUACAAGGGUAACGAACUUUCCAACCCUCAACACAUUGCUGAUGCGUUUGCGCAUUUUUUUGCCAGGUCUUUUCAUCCUGUUAGUAGCACCUCAUCGAAUACGUCCGUUGAUAGUGAUCUUGUGAGUGCGUUAAAUCAAAAUAUAUUUGAUGUUAGAAAAAUUAACGAGUCUGAAGUGCUUACAGCCAUCAAGAAACUAAAGCCGACGUUAACCGCUGGGCCCGAUGAGAUUCCGUCAUUUUUUGUGAAAGACUGUGGCAUAAUUUUAGCUUCUCCACUAACAGUUAUAUUCAACUUGAUUUUGAGUAAUUCAAAAUUUCCUGACAAAUGGAAGUUAUCUAGGAUUUUGCCUAUUCAUAAAAAAGGAAGCACUGCGGAAAUCAGUGAAUAUAGGCCAAUUGCUUUGAUCAACAACUUUGCUAAAGUGUUUGAAUUUGUAAUGCAUGCUCGUAUCUUUUCCCAUGUUUCGCAGCACUUGUCACCGAUGCAGCAUGGUUUCAUUAAAGGAAGGUCGACUGUCACGAAUUUGAUGAUCAAGACGCAAUAUAUCUCAGAAAUGUUUGACAAACAUCUUCAAGUUGAUUGCAUUUAUUUGGAUUUUAGCAAGGCUUUUGAUCGCAUUGAUCAUCGUAUUCUACUGCAUAAACUGGAGAGUUUUGGCUUUUCCGACGGUUUGCUUAGUGUCUUUAAAUCUUAUCUAAGCAACAGAUAUCAGUAUGUAUUUUGUACCAGUUGCUCCUCACGUCAGUUUCCACAAACAUCUGGUGUACCGCAGGGCUCAGUCUUGGGACCAUUGUUGUUUAUAAUGUAUAUCAAUGACAUUGUAGAAGUUUUGGACGUUCCUUCUUUGCUUUAUGCAGAUGAUAUAAAAAUCUUUUUUCGCGUACAGUCAUCUUUGGAUUGUAUUCGUCUGCAAGACAACUUGAAUCGUGUGUUGCUAUGGUCGAAAAAAAACAAUUUGCUGUUAAACGCCGAUAAAUGCAUCGUCAAGUCAUAUUCGAUUAAACUUUCAAAUGUUAUAUACAACUACGUCUUGGAUCAAAGAGUCCUGCAACGCCCUGAUUAUGUAUGUGACUUGGGUGUCACAUAUGAUGCUGAAUUAAGUUUCCACAAACACUAUGAGGUUAUCUCGACAUCGGCGCAUAAAUCAUUAGGGUUUGUUGUUCGCAACGCAGCGGAAUUUAAAGACCUUGAUGUUCUAAGGCUUCUCUUUUUAUCAUACGUCAGAUCCGUCUUGGAGUAUGCGUCGGUGGCAGUUAUCAUCGUUAUCACCAUUACAUCAUUGAGGCAUGUCCUCACAACGCUAACGAUUGAUUACAUUACUGAGGCAUGUCCUCGCAACUCUAAAGAUUGA